AUGUCUCUCGGCGCGAGCGGCUCCGCGCGCCCGACGGCCAAGCGCUCGCCGUCGAUCCUCGUCACGGACUCGCGCACAAAUGUCAUCCGUGGCACCAGGGCACCCUUUGCCGGCCAGAACUACCGCAAGCAGCAGCAACAGCAGCAAAAACAGCAGCAGCAGGAACAGGAACAACAACCAAAACACCCGCCGCCCGGCCCCCAGCAGCCGCGCCCGUCGCGCGGCCCGCACGGCCUCCAGCGGCGGCUUGCGGCGCGGGCCAACAAGUACACGGACAUCUCCGUCGACAAGCUCCUCAGCAACCUGAGCGACAUUCCGUCCGGGCAGAGCAGGCUCCCCCUGGCCGGCACGCCCAGCAACCCGCUCGCGCCGGCGCAGCGCAGCAUGUCGCCGCCCGUGGCCGUGCCGGCAUUGGCCGCGGAGCAGCAGCGACGGCGCAACGUGCUCGCGCAGCACCUCCCGGCGCGCACGUCCAAGAACUCGCAGCGGCUCGUGUUGAUCCCGGACGACGCGGGCCGCGGCGACGGCGCGAGCGGGCUGCUGGGCGCGCCGGAUCCCCGGCCCGCGCUCCUCCAGGGCCAGCUGCAGCGCAGCCGGGCGGAGCUCAUGGCCAAGGAAACCCGCGCCAAGGAGUUCAGCAGGGUCACGGCCUACUACAUCUGCGAGGAGUUCAGCCUCGCGGCGCUCAUGGCGUUCGUGGAGAAGAACCACAACGUGGCGCCGCGCAUGUACGACGAGGCGCUCUACGUGCCCUACACGCUCCCGCUUCUCCCCGGCACGGAUGGGCUGCGCGUCAGGUCCAACGACUCGGCCAAGGCGCUCCCCAACAAGCGGUACAUGGAGAAGAUGAUCGCCAAGUCCGAGCAGACCGACCACCUCUACGAGUACUACUCGGGCGUGGAGACCCCCGAGGACGCCAACAACUACUCCAUGGACCCCGAGACCAGCGGCUCCGACAACAGCGGGCCCUUCGACCCCUCGGAGCCGCAGUUCUUUGCGCCGCCGCUCGACGUGGCCGCCAGCGCACCCGCGGGCUCGGCCCCGCCGGACCUGCCGGGCCUGCAGUCGGGCCUCCCGCCGGGGCAGCAGGCGGGCUGCAGCGUGCCGCCGCCGCCGCCGCUCCUGGGCAAGCCCCGCAGCAGCAAGGACGGCAAGCCGGGCGCCGAGGACCAUGCCGAGCUCCUCAAGUACCAUGCGGAGAUGUUCGUGUUGCAGUACGGCAUCGUCGUGUUCUGGAACCUCUCCGAGACCCACGAGAAGAACAUCCUCGCCGACCUCGCCUUCGCCAGCGAGGUGCCCGAGCCCAUCCUCAUCAACCCAAUCAGCGAGCAGGACAUCGAGACCGAGGAGUUCCACUUCGACUACGACCCCCAGUUGCACCGGCCGCGCAUCUUCAACGACAUGAUCACCUUGCGCAGCGGCGACCACUUGAUCAAGUUGACCAUGUCCCAUGCGAUCGCGCAGCUGACCAAGUUGGGGCUUUUCGAGAGCAGGAUGGUCCACAGCCUCCUGCUGAUCUCCAAGUUGCCCAAGAAGUUGGCCUUGACCGGGCGCCUCGGCCUCAAGCGGCAGCAGCUCCUCAAGAAGUCCGGCAAGUUGUUCAAGUUGCGGGUCGACGUCAACCUCCUGAGCUCCAUCUUGGACACGCCCGAGUUUUUCUGGUCGAUGGAGCCGGCCUUGCACCCUCUCUACAACGCGUUGAGGGAAUACCUCGAGAUUGAGCAGCGGGUCCAGGUCCUCAACGACAGGUGCAAGGUGUUCUUGGAGUUCCUGAACAUCGUCAGCGACAGCAUCAACGAGUCCAGCACGACCAGGAUCACCAUGAUGAUCAUCGUCAUCAUAUUCAUCAGCCUCGGCGUCAGCAUCUUCGAGUUCUUCUUAGACGUCAUCUAGGUCGGGUAUACUGGUUAUACUCGCCGCUCAUAUCAGCAUUACACUCGCCGGUAGCAUGGCCGGUAGCAUCGCAUACACCGGUAACAUCCCAUAUACCCGUAGCAUCACAUACACCGGUAACAUCCCAUAUACGGUAGCAUCAAUAUACACUGAUAGUAUAUACAUACACCGGUAGCAUC
Molecule: messenger RNA, 2072 nt
Organism: Metschnikowia bicuspidata var. bicuspidata NRRL YB-4993
Lineage: Eukaryota; Fungi; Ascomycota; Pichiomycetes; Serinales; Metschnikowiaceae
Exons: 1
Coding region: 1-1893 (630 amino acids)
Source: RefSeq, a predicted model, not a curated record